Diversispora eburnea is the source of this 276-nucleotide messenger RNA. The record is from the annotation of a GenBank genome assembly. NCBI's taxonomy places the organism in Eukaryota, Fungi, Glomeromycota, Glomeromycetes, Diversisporales, Diversisporaceae.
AUGGUCAAUUCAAUUUUGACUCAUAUAACAAAUGAAUUUGACAAAUUAAAUUCCAAGCUUGUUCCUCAGAUUGAUGAACUUAGAAAUAAGAAUACUGAAGUCAAAGCUGAGAACAUUGAAUUUAAAGCUGAGAACAUAAAAUUAAAACAAGCUUUGGAAAAACAUGAAUUCAGAUUUAUGAAACUGGAGCAGAAUGAUAAAGAUACUGCUGUUGAAAAUGCUGAACUUAAAGUUAGAGUUGUGAAAUUAGAACAGAAGCAAUCGCAAACUGAUUAA